Messenger RNA from Pollicipes pollicipes, 2110 nucleotides. RefSeq names its product organic cation transporter protein. The record is from RefSeq and is a predicted model, not a curated record. The coding region runs from base 297 to 1907 and encodes 536 amino acids. NCBI's taxonomy places the organism in Eukaryota, Metazoa, Arthropoda, Thecostraca, Pollicipedomorpha, Pollicipedidae. The transcript is spliced from 12 exons. Gene Ontology annotation, cellular component: membrane. Gene Ontology annotation, biological process: transmembrane transport. Gene Ontology annotation, molecular function: transmembrane transporter activity.
AGGCGGAGCCGGCGCGCGCCCGUGACGGCCGGGAGCCGGGAGCGGUCUCACUCGGGCGGACAGGGCGGGGCGGACCGACCGUGCCGGACGUCCGGGAGCAGUCUGUGCAGGGGUCCGCUUGGGAGCUGGUCCUGCAAUCGCCCCGCGAUCGUUCGACCAAGGCUCGGAGCGAUACUAAGCCAGGCUGCUGCAGAUCGGAGCCUCUUAAAGCUGCCUCGGGAACAAGCUCUGGCCAAUGAUGGACGUGGACGCCAUUUUGUCUGAGAUCAACGGCUGGGGGCCGCUACCAGAAGCUGAUGUACUUCGUGCUCUGCCUGCCUUCCAUCGUGGCCGGUGCCGCGGUCAUCAGCCUCUCCUGGGUCGCUUACGACUUGCCUCACAGGUGCCUGGUGUCGGGCUGUGAGGACGCCACUAACGCCACCUACAACGCGCCGUUCCUCAACUUCACCACGCCGCGGCAGUCGGACCCCGCCAAUGCCGACUAUCCGUGGAGCGAGUGCAACACGUUCCAGCACUCGCCGCCCGGCCUAUGUGACGCGUCCGCCUUCGAUAGCUCCCACAAGACGGCCUGCAGCCAGUACGUCUACGACAAGAGCGUCAUGCAUACCAGCGCCGUGUCAGAGUUCUCGCUGACCUGCGGGCGGGAAUGGCUGUCGCCGCUGGCCAACAGCCUCUACAUGGGCGGCAUGCUGGUGGGCUCCCUCGGCUUCGGCUACAUCUCAGACAGGUUCGGCCGUAAAGUGGCCCUGAUGCUGUCACUGUCGGAGUUCGGCCUGGCUAGCCUGGUGACCGCCUUCGCACCCAACUUCGGCACAUUCGCCGCCAUGCGCUUCCUCACCGGCGUCGGCGGCAUGGGCACCUUCAUGAUCACGUUUGUCAUGGCUGUGGAGAUGGUCUCCAACAACGUGCGAACGUUCUGCGGCUUCGUCAUUGAGUUCUUCUUCGCGUUCGGCGAGUGCAUGGUGGGGCUGUUCGCCCUCUUCGUCAAGGACUGGUGGGCGCUGCAGCUGGUCAUCGCCGUCCCCAUCUUCGUCUUCCUCUCCUACUGGCUGUUUGUGCCGGAGUCGCCACGCUGGCUGGCCGCAGAGGGAAGGCAGAAAGAGGCGGAGGAGAUCCUGCGCAAGGUGGCCAAAUUCAACGGCACAGACUUUCCUGAGCACUUGACGAAAAUUCCUGGAAGGGGCUCCGUGGCCGCCGACUCUGCCGCCUCCAAUGCCCGGCCGGCUGCCACCGUGCUUGACCUGCUCAGGUCGCCCGCCCUCCGAUGGAGGACGCUCAUCGUGCUGUACCAAUGGUUCGUCACCGCCAUGGUGUAUUUCGGCCUGGCCAUGAACGCCACCAACCUGGGCGGCAACGUCUACGUCAACUUCGUGCUGGUACAGAUCGUGGACUGGCCGUCGCUCUUCUUCUGCAUCCUGUUGCUAGACCCGUGGGGCCGCAAGCUCUGCACCAGCGUCUCUUUCUUCCUGAGCGGCGCUGGCAGCAUUGCCAGCGGACUGGUGGCCGGCGGCGAAGGAAUGGAGACGCUCACAGUGGGCCUGGCCCUGGUCGGCAAGUUCGGCGCGGCUGCGACGUUCGCCAUCGUGUUCGUGUACGGCGCCGAGCUGUUCCCGACUGACGUGCGGAACAGCGCCAUCGGCAUGUCUUCUGCUUCCGGUCGGAUCGGAUCAAUCCUGGCGCCGUUCAUCGCCAGUCUGGGCACAGAGAGUCAGGUGCUGCCCAUGUCCAUCUUCGGCGUGCUCUCCCUCAUCGCCGGCCUGGUGACGCUGCUGCUGCCGGAGACGUACGGCCAGAACCUGCCCGACAGCAUAGAGGAGGCCGAGAGCUUCGGAAGGGACCAGACCAUCUGCUUUGUGCCCUGUUUGAUUAGCCGGCGUAAGGCACAAGGCUCCGCGUCGGCUCAGUGAGCGGCCAUCUCGGCCGCCUCCCCGCUCCCGAGCCCCGGCGACACCAGAGGAGCGGUCAGUCGCGGCCGCCUUCCCGCUCCCGAGCCCCGGCGACACCGCGGGAGCGUCCAGUUCCGGCCCGCCUCCCCGCGCCGGGGCCCCGGCGACACCACGGGAGCGUACAGUCCCGGCCUCCCCGCGUCCGGGCCCCGGCGACACCACGG